Molecule: messenger RNA, 1857 nt
Organism: Trametes versicolor FP-101664 SS1
Lineage: Eukaryota; Fungi; Basidiomycota; Agaricomycetes; Polyporales; Polyporaceae
Exons: 3
Coding region: 1-1857 (618 amino acids)
Source: RefSeq, a predicted model, not a curated record
AUGGCGGAUCCUAUGAUGCUAGUCUCAGACCCCGAGAGCAGCGUUCUCCCGCAAUCCGUUCCGCAGGGUGCAAACCCGAGGAAGCGUCCACGUCUUGAAGAAGACACCACACCCGAACUUGUGUUGCUCCCCCAGAUAGAGCCCGCCGACCUGGCCAACAUCCAACAGGAGUCCGUGGAUGGUGAUGUUACGGUCCAGCUGCUCGAUAGCCUUCACGUUCCGGCUGCACUAAAAAUUAUUCGAGCGCUGCAGCGUGCGGACCGCCACCUGCGUGCAAUCGGGGUCUGCCCCACGAAGCAUGCCGCCCAAACAAAGAUGAUGCUGAGUUACGGCCCCGCUGCAGACGAUCAAUAUCAUAAAGUCAGAUUUGACGACGAAGAGGAUUAUGAUUAUGGCAGAAAGACCGCAGAGCAGGAGAAAGCCAAUGCGGCACGGAUCAAACGAAACCAGGAACUUUUCGGGAAGCUGGAAAGUGUCGCCGAUGCAAAUUCGAGGAACCACGCGUGCGGCUACUUGGACAAGCCAUUCAACCUGCGCAUCAGUCGACCAGGAUGCGAGUUCGACGGACCUAUCACGCCUAGCCGCACCAACCUGAAGAGCUUCCGGCUCAAGGGCUUGCAGGACAUGGACACGCGCGACGCUGUGCACAAGCGACUCAAAGGAUGGUACAAGAAAGCAGUGGCUUCCGGCUAUGGCGAUGUUCGUGAGCAGGUGACCAAGACCGACAAGAGCGUUCGUACCGCUCGCGAAAUCAACACCUCCGAGUUCGCGGUGGAAGACGAGCUGCUCCGACGGGUCGAGGAUAUCUGGAAAGAGCAGUUCGUGCCCGGCUGCGACGUGCGUGCCGAGCCCUAUAAGAUACACCUCUACGGUCCGGGUGGCCACUUCAAAGAGCACCGCGACACCCCGCAGAAGGACUUGAUGGGCACAUUCCUAGUCGGCCUUGGCGAUACAGCGGACUCUGGUAGCCUCGUAAUCGACGGCAAGGAUAUGGAGGCGCGUCCGGGGUCGUGGUGCGCAUUCUAUCCCGACGUGCUGCACUCCGUGACAAAAGUAUCCGGCGGCUAUCGUGGAGUGAUCGCCUUCAAGAUCUUCCGGACUUCCAGUGCUACGGGGUCGGGCGAUGGCGAAACACAGAAGGCGGCGGAGGUGCGUCGACGGGUCGAAGAGAUCGUGUCGCAUAUGGAAGCUCCGUAUGGGGUGCUCCUUGAACACAAGUACUGCCUCGGCACGGACGAGUUCAGCGGCUUCGACAGGCUCCUUGUCAAUACGGUGCGCGCCCUAUCCGCAGACAAGUUCGACGUCCACCACCUCCCCGUCGCGGUGAGUGCACGGUCCAUGUGGGGGUCGGAGAGCACGGCCGAUCGCUACGAAGACUACGCUAUCUGCUGUGUCACGCGUGUUUACCCGUUUACGAGCGGUCACAUCGAGUUCCUCAACACCGGCGUGGACGAAGAAUCGGGGAGCACCGUCGACCACAAGGCCUGUGGAUGUGCGUGGUUGGACGGCGUGACGGACGUCCAAUUCUAUGCUGUGGACCUUUCGCAGCGGACCAUGUUUCCCUUCAAGCACGAGCAGCAUGAGACAUGCAACCACGUCGGGAACGAGGCGCAGGCUUGGCGAGAAGACAGUGUGUACCUAUCAUAUGCGCUGGUGGUGUUGCCCAAGACCACUGCAAAGGAAAACGGGGAAGAGGAGGAAAAGGUUGGAGAAGGAUCGGAAGACGAUGAAGAAUCGGAAUUCGAACAGGGCGGAGAAGAAGCGUGGGAUUCCGAAGGAUCAGAUUAUGAAGUGGACGGAGAAGAAGAGGAGGAUUCGGAAGAGGAUGAGUCGGGAGAGGAGGAGGGAGAGGAGUAA